Molecule: messenger RNA, 3678 nt
Organism: Equus quagga
Lineage: Eukaryota; Metazoa; Chordata; Mammalia; Perissodactyla; Equidae
Gene: VWA5B1
Product: von Willebrand factor A domain containing 5B1
Exons: 21
Coding region: 1-3678 (1225 amino acids)
Source: RefSeq, a predicted model, not a curated record
AUGCCGGGUCUACUGAACCAGAUCACGGGGGCAGCCCUGCCCCUCACCGCGUCCGAUGUCACCUCCUUUGUCAGUGGUUACGCCCUGGGUCUGACCGCCUCCCUCACCUAUGGCAACCUGGAAGCCCAGCCCUUCCAGGGCCUCUUUGUGUAUCCACUGGAUGAGUACACCACGGUGAUCGGCUUUGAGGCCGUCAUUGCCGACCGUGUCGUGACGGUACAGAUCAAGGACAAAGCCAAGAUGGAGAGUGGCCACUUCGAUGCCAACCGCAUCCGAACCACAACUGUCACAGGAAACAGUCCGCAAGAGGGGGUGUCCGUCACCCCUCGUUCCUUCACACCAGGAAAGGUGGCUUUGGACGAGGAUUUGGAGCGGAUCCUGUUCGUGGUCAACCUGGGGACCAUCGCCCCCAUGGAGAACGUCACCAUCUUCGUCAGCACCUCGUCGGAGCUCCCGACGCUGCCCAGCGGGGCUGUGCGGGUCCUCCUGCCUGCUGUCUGCGCCCCGACCGUGCCCCAGUUCUGCACCGAGAGCACUGGCUCCUCCAACCAACAGGCCGCCGGCAAAGACAGGCAUUGCUUCGGGACCCGGGCCCCGGACUCCUGGAACAAGCUGUGCCUGGCGACUCUCCUGGACACCGAUGUGUCCAACCCCAUGGAAUAUGAGUUCAACUUCCAGCUGGAGAUCCGUGGGCCGUGCCUGCUCGCAGGGGUGGAGAGUCCCACCCACGAGAUCCGAGCUGACGCCGCCCCGUCUGCACGCUCGGCCAAGAGCAUCAUUAUCACGCUGGCCAACAGGCACACCUUCGACCGGCCCGUGGAGAUCCUCAUCCACCCCAGUGAGCCCCACAUGCCACAUGUCCUGCUGGAGAAAGGGGACAUGACCCUGGGGGAGUUUGAGCAGCACCUGAAGGGAAGAACAGAUCUCAUGAAAGGGAUGAAGAAGAGCAGCAGCGCAGAGCAAAAGACAGAAAUCAUCCGGAAGCGUCUCCACAAGGACAUCCCCCACCAUUCUGUCAUCAUGCUCAACUUCUGUCCUGACCUCCAGUCAGUCCAGCCCAACCUGAGAAAGGCCCAUGGCGAGUUUAUCUUCCUCAUUGACAGGAGCGGCAGCAUGAGUGGAACCAACAUCCUCCUCGUCAAGGAUGCCAUGCUGGUGGCUCUUAAGAGCCUCAUGCCAGCCUGCUUCUUCAAUGUCAUUGGGUUUGGAUCCACAUUUAAGACACUCUUCCCUUCCAGUCAGACCUACAGUGAGGAAAGCUUGGCCGUGGCCUGUGACAACAUCCAGAGAAUGAGGGCUGACAUGGGUGGCACCAACAUCCUCUCCCCGCUCAAGUGGAUCACCCGGCAGCCAGUGCACCGAGGCCAUCCGCGGCUUCUCUUCUUGAUCACAGACGGGGCGGUCAACAACACUGGGAAGGUGCUGGAGCUGGUGCGAAACCACGCCUUCUCCACCAGGUGCUAUAGUUUUGGAAUUGGACCCACUGUCUGCCACAGACUGGUGAAAGGGCUGGCAACCGUGUCCAAGGGCAGUGCCGAGUUCCUGGCGGAAGGAGAGCGGCUGCAACCCAAGAUGGUCAAAUCCCUGAAGAAGGCCAUGGCCCCAGUCCUGAGUGAUGUGACUGUGGAGUGGGUCUUCCCUGAGACCACCGAGGUCCUGAUCUCACCUGUCAGCACCAGCUCCCUCUUCCCUGGAGAACGGCUGGUGGGUUAUGGCAUUGUGUGUGAUGCCUCCUUAUACAUCUCCAACCCCAGAUCUGACAAGAGGAGACGGUACAGCAUGCUGCACUCUCAGGAGUCUGGCAGCUCUGUCUUCUACCAAUCACAGGAGGGGCCUGGCCCAGACAGCAGAGACUGUCCCAAGAGCUUGGAGGCACCCUUCAACCUGAGGCAAGCCAAAGAUGCCCGGUCGUCCAGUGGAGACUCAGCCACCAAUCCUGGUUUAGACCUCUGCCAGCGACGGCGGGCAUAUAGCACCAACCAGAUCACCAACCACAAGCCCUCCCCAAGGGCCCCCACGGCUAGCGACCCCACGGUGGCUGCCAGGAGAUACCCACUGCGGAAAGCCAAGCUGCAGGACCUCACCAACCAGACCAGCCUGGAUUCCCCUCCGCGGCAGAUUGAUUUGCAGCUCUUGCUGUCCAGUGGCCCAGGCCUAAGCCAGGGCCCCAAACUCCGGGGCCCAGGGGCCCGCAGGCCCUCACUACUGCCCCAAGGCUGCCAGUCCUCUGGCCAGGACACUCAGCCCCGGAGCCCCAUGAAAGAGCUGGAUCUUGGGUCCGGCCUGAAGCCUGCCUCAGACAGCCACAGCCCUGGGGACCUGGAGCCGUCCCAUCACCCCUCCGCCUUCGAAAUGGAGACGUCCUCGGACUGGGAGCCCCCGGCUGAGUCGGAGGAGCAGGCCAGUCCCGGCAGGCCCGCCACCCCAGGCCCGGUGUUGGGCAAGGCCGUGGUCAAAGGCCUGCGUGACAGCCAACGUUUGCAGUGGGAGGUGAGCUUCGAGCUGGGGACCCCCGGCCCCGAGCCAGGCGGCGCGCGCGACGCCGACCUGUGGAGCGAGACUUUCCACCACCUGGCGGCCCGCGCCAUCAUCCGCGACUUCGAGCAGCUGGCGGAGCGCGAGGGCGAGAUCGAGCACGGGUCCAGCCGCCGCUACCAGGUGAGCGCUGUGCACACCAGCAAGGCCUGCAAUGUCAUCAGCAAGUACACAGCCUUCGUGCCUGUGGACAUGAGCAAGAGCCGGUACCUGCCCACCGUGGUGGGGUACCCCAACUCCAGUGCGGCUUUGCGGAUGACCAGCUCUCGGGUCCUGAGCCGACGGUGGACGGGCCCCUCUGCUGGCUUCGGACGGUCGCAGACCACGCUUGUGGAAGCCUCAGCAGCAGGAGAUGGCCAAUGGCAGAGCCCAACUGUGAAGGAAGGCCCCAGUGGGCCCUUCAGUGAGACUGUGUCCCCAGGACGUGAGAGCUACGCUGCCUCUGAAGGUCCACUGCGCAGCCUGGCCACCAAUACCCUUUCGUCCUUAAAGGCCUCAGACACUCUCUUUGGAUCCAGGCUAAAUCUGAACAAGUCCAGGCUGCUGACGCGGGCGGCCAAGGGCUUCCUGACCAAGCCACUGACCAAGGCUCCGGAGCCAAGCCCGGGGAGCCCAAGCUUCAACUAUGUCCCACUGGUGUCUCUGCAGCUGGCCUCCGGAGCCUUCCUGCUCAACCAAGCCUUCUGCGAGGCCACCCACAUCCCCAUGGAGAAGCUCAAGUGGACCUCACCCUUCACCUGCCACCGCGUGUCCCUCACCGCCCGCCAGCCCGAGUCUAAGACCCUCAGUCCUCAGCCGGGCACCAGCCCCUCACCUCGGCACGCCUCCUGUGACAGCCUCUCCACGGAGCCCCUGGCGGAGGGCAAGCCAGGCUGGGAGCCCGGGGCUGUGACAGAACUCACGGGGAAGCUGUGGGCCACGGUGGUGGCACUGGCGUGGCUGGAGCACAGCUCGGCCUCCUACUUCGUUGAGUGGGAGCUGGUGGCCGCGAAGGCCAACUCGUGGCUGGAGCAGCAGGAGGUGCCCGAGGGCCGAACGCGGGGCACGCUCAAGGCUGCUGCCCGCCAGCUGUUCGUGCUGCUGCGGCACUGGGACGAGAACCUGGAGUUCAACGUGCUCUGCUAUCACCCGAAUUACGUGUAG